GAACUCCAAGUGAUGAACAGCAAUGGCUUUUGACUUCUCUCCAACAAUUUGAACUUCGGGUGAAGACUCGAGAAAUGUUGUCAUCUUCAUGUUUGAGAAUGCUGACCAAUUUAUAAUCACUAAUGUCAUGACUCAUGAAUGAACCCAGAACCUAGUACUAGGGAUUAGAGAAUCAUAAGCUGUGAAACCUAAACUGUUUUGUAGCUGGGUUCCAUACAACUAUCUUAUCCAACUCGACCGAUUCUUUACGAAAAUCAAAUAAACGAAGACAAACUAAGCCAUUACUAGACGCCUCAGGAAAAAACCGCUGCAUUCUUGGACAGUUUAGGGAAGGUAAAUCCAAACCCAAAUGUGUUGAGACUCAUCGCGAAGCAAUGACACUGAACUUUCAUAGCAAACGAUACUCGUCUUCCUCUUAAAGAGAGGAGAGGUUUUGGGAUCCAACCGUUUGAGAAUUGAGAUGAAUGACAGUGAAGUAAGAGCUUUUUAUGAGAGCAUGCCACUGCUUUGAUACACACAUUAACCUAAGUAAAGAUUUCACCGGUAGUCUUGACAGUAUUUCUACCAUAACAUCUUCAACAAAACAAGUGCUCCUUACCUCUACUUUGCUUCUUCCUUCCAUUUCCAUUCUUUCAAAAAAGUAGCUAGAGAGCUCAAGAAUAACUAAUUUAAUUAGCUGGCAUAGAAGCCUUCUCGUAUAAGGAAAGGGAUCCUUAAUCCUAUUCCUGUUAGGAAAAAGAUGGUUACUUGGUCACUACUCCUUAAUUAACCCUAAUCCGUAAAGGAAAAGGAAAUCAAGCCAGACCUCAUUUUCCUAUAAAUAAGGCAGAAAUGGAAACCACAGAGCUCACUCACUUCGCUCACAAAACAACCAUCACAAUGGAGAAGGGAAGGUUAAUCCGUCUCAACGAUCACUGGGUCUCCAUCGCUAUAGACAAUCUUGAUUCUUUUGGGGAUGUUGGCUACCUAGACUUCAGGUUUCUCGAUCAACUCUUACCCCACUGCUCCAAAGAUCAGUUGAUUCACAUCGAGAAGAGCACAAAAGAUGUAGACCUGACUCCGACCACUGAUAAGUUGUGGAAGAGGUUCUUCGAGAGAGACUUCGGUGGCAAAACCACCGAUGAGGUGAUCCAGAAGAUGAAGAUCAAGAAAAUGAGUUUCAAGUGGUCGGAGUUGUACGAGGCCAAGUCGAAGAGGAUGGAAGAGGAUGAGAAAGAAGUAGGUGAAAGGUUAAAGAAGCUGUAUGAGAAAGAAGCUGCUCGGAAACAAAGCCGGCAAGUUAAGGUGUUGGACAAGGUUCCACCUUCUUCGUCAAGCAACAAAAGAACUGGGUCCAAGAAAGAGAGCAAGCUGAUGAGCAAAUUAAGGAAACAGCAUCUGAAUUGUCUGGAAGUGAGAAACAAUGAAGCUAUGAAGAUGAAGAGAACUGCUGCCAAGUGUUCUGGUCUCAUCAGGAAGCCAAGAACGAGUAUUAAAGCUAUGAACGUCUUUUGAAGCAUUGAUUAAUCUUGGUGGUGGCCUUCAGUCUUCCCUUUAGCUUGUAAACAAUUUAAAGAUGAACAUUUGUUAUUGAUUUCAAGAAAAAGAAAGAAAGAAGUUCUUU
Molecule: messenger RNA, 1603 nt
Organism: Rosa chinensis
Lineage: Eukaryota; Viridiplantae; Streptophyta; Magnoliopsida; Rosales; Rosaceae
Exons: 2
Coding region: 832-1494 (220 amino acids)
Biological process (GO): transcription elongation by RNA polymerase II
Cellular component (GO): nucleus; elongin complex
Source: RefSeq, a predicted model, not a curated record